AUGAGUGCUUGCUUGCCUGUGAACUCCAUUGUGUCACACCCCCUCUUGCCCUUUGACCUCCCUCCCCUUUUCCCUCCAUAGGUCCCAUAUGGCUACACCCUUACUUCAAAAGGGGCCUGGUCUGGCUGGGAUUCUCCCCCAGCAGCAGCAGUACCACCUGCCCUGAUGGAAUUAAGGUUAAUUAAAGAAUGAUGUACUGAGCUGAGCUGUCUGUCGGUCUCAUCAAGCGUUUCCGCAUAGAGAUUCAAUAUAAAGUAAUACUGUUUAUAGUAUAUUUACAACAUACUACUCCUGAGUGGCGCAGUGGUCUAAGGCACUGCAUCGCAGUGCUAACUGUGCCACUAAUCCUGGUUUAAUCCAGGCUCUGUCGCAGCCGGCCGUGACCGGGAGACUCAUGGGCGGCGCACAAUUUGGCCCAGCGUUGUCCAGGGUAGGGAGGGAAUGCCGGCAGGGUGUAGCUCAGUUUGAUAGAGCAUGGUUUUUCAACGGCAGGGUUGGGUUCGAUUCCCACGGGGGCCAGUAUAAAAAAAAUAUGUAUUCACUAACGGUAAGUCGCUCUGUAUAAGAAUGUCUGCAAAUGACUAAAAGUAAUGUAACUAUUUAUCCUCUUCUGGUGGUUGUCCUCCCUCUUUACUCCUGUCUGUCAGAUGCCUAUCCGGGUGACCCAGAGCCAGCCUGUGUAUCAGGACCGCUUCGGGAAACUUCAGGAGCAUCUCAGUAAGCUGGCCCUGCUCUUCCGCAAGCUCCGCCUCCUCUGUGUGGAGAUGACCUCUGACCUGCAGGAAGAACCCUCAGAGGUAGGGUUCAAUUCAAUUUCUAUGUACAAAAUCCCUCCAUUCCCCUUUCACUCUAUUAACCCCAUCCAAGCUGUACUGGGCUGGCUUGGUUAUGCAUUCACCAUAGUUGCUGGAACCAUGCUGGAAUGGAUCAUGUAAAAAAUAAAAUAUCCUAGCCAGCACAGUACGGUUCGGGUCAGCCCUCUAGUGUGAAUCAGGCACGUUUGGCUUUCUGUCUAUACACAAGCUCUACCUGUUUUUCUGUCUAUCUGUACCUUGUCACCUUUGACAAUAUUACUUGUCGUGCAUUUGUUUUGAUGCGUGUCAAUGAUGUGAGGAACUUGGUGUAUAACACGUCUUCUUUGCAGCUGGUGCCAUAUGUAGGAGAAGAGAUAGCCCCUGUGAGAGUGGAGCCCUGCAGUCCAGCUGUAAACCAGGAGAGACAAGAAGUGCUGGAGGUUUGUGACGUGUCCGCUUCCUCUGUAUGUCACUGAUUCAAUAUUGUUUGUUGGAUGACAACCAAUAGUUAGUACAGAGACAGUACUUUUCCUUGAUUCUAAUUGGGUUCUGUGUGUUAUGGUCCCAUCCACAGAAGGUGAGGCAGAAGAACCAGGAGAUGAAGAUUCUGAUGGACCAGAUGAGGAACUUGCUAUGGGACGUCAUCGCCAUGCUGACACUCAGGAAAUGA
Molecule: messenger RNA, 1464 nt
Organism: Coregonus sp. 'balchen'
Lineage: Eukaryota; Metazoa; Chordata; Actinopteri; Salmoniformes; Salmonidae
Source: the annotation of a GenBank genome assembly